This is a messenger RNA of Effrenium voratum, 663 nucleotides long. The record is from the annotation of a GenBank genome assembly. NCBI's taxonomy places the organism in Eukaryota, Dinophyceae, Suessiales, Symbiodiniaceae.
AUGGGCGUGGCGUGCCCCAACAACGCCAUCGUUCCCAGCGCCAGGAGGGUCUGCAGCUUCAGCAACCCACCGGUGACGCCAUACUUCUGGGAUAAACGCUGCCGUAUGGGCAUGAAGGGCUGCUUCGCGGACGGCCAGCAUGUGGGGUGCAGAUUCUGCGGUCUGGGCAUUUACUCCGACAUCGCAUGCCCGGCCAGCGCCUGCAACUUCUCACAUGAGCCCUGGCAUCCCUACUAUUGGGAUGACUUUUGCCAGUGGGGCAUGCUUGGCUGCAACGCUGAUGGGAUCCACAUCCAGUGCCGCUUUUGUGACAAGGUGCCAUUCCAGUCCGUGCCCUGUCCCGUGAAGGCAAGGCCCAGCUAUCCAGAUGGCGAGUGCUGGUUCCCUGCCGGCGAGCCGUUCCAUGGGCACCGCUGGGACAGUGGCUGCAAGUGGGGCUUGCUGGGCUGCUGGGCCGACGGCGUGAAUCCGCAGUGUCGCUUUUGUGGCUCCGGGAUUUACGCCAACAUUUCCUGUUCGGAGAUGCAAUCCACCACGCUCAUCCCAGAGCCAGAGACGACCGAAAUUCCAGAGCCGAUGAAGACGACAGAGAUCCCGAAGCUGAUCGAGUCAACUUCAAAGCCCGGCUCGGAGCAUCGGUCUCCAGCGCCAUUUUUGCCAUGA